UAGCCUAGACGCUAAUUAGCGCUAGCUAACCGCUAACGUUAGCUUGUUAGCUUGUUUCGUUCUGCUUUGCUUUGCAUAGUAACAGGUCAUAGCAUCUUCCAAUUGUAAGAAUGUUUGCUUAUGUCAGCUCACACGUGAUAUUUUGUGUUUGUUUACAGUUUUACCAUUCAUCCAUUCAUGUAUUUCAACAAAGCCAUGCUAUGCAUCCAAUCAAAUAAAUCCACCAGAAAGGAACAACGGUGUGGUUUUUCUACAUGGGAUGAUGGUUGUCUGUCUGCCUAGUUAAGUGCGAGGGCAGAAUAGUAAAAAGACUUGGUGAAACGGCUACUUCAGGAGGCACAUUCUCCCAGACAUCUGACCCAGACGUGACUAUGCUGUCAGCAGAGGAGGAGCAGCUGGAGAUCCGGUCCACCUGCUCUGGAUCAACAUCCAGAUCCCGCAGCUCAUUCGCCAAAGCAGCAGUCGAAGCACGGGCAAAGGCCGAAGCAGCACGCGCCAGAGCAGAGUUUACACGACGGGAGAUUGAGGUGAAAAUGAGGCAAGCAGAGUUAAGUGCUACAUUAGAAGCACUAAAAGAAGAAAAGGAAGCAGAAGCUGCGCUUGCUGAAGCCAAUGUAUUUGAAGCAGCAAUAGCAGAGGAGGUAAGCGGGGAAAUGUGGUCAUCUCGUGUGUCAGAAAAACAAUAUGGGGAAUCACGACAAAGUCAAGAGAACUCACAACCAGCACUGAACUCUCACGCUCUACGCCAGCUUCCAGCUUCAACCCAGUCAUACAGACUGCAGAGUUAUCUUGGAUAUUCUUCACCAGAGCAUCGCAGAGAAGACUUGCCGGACCCUAAACACUUUACACCCAUAAAACAGUGUAACAUCAGUCCAAUCCCUGAUCCAGCCACUUCACCUCAACACGUCCCACAGGUAAAUCAACAGGACAUCAAAGAUGAGAUCGGCAGCCAUCUGACACCAGCUGCUGAUACCCAAGAAAAAUGUGGCCAAAGCAGAGGGCCUACAUCGAGUUUGGACACGGCUACAAGAAUGCUAUGGCACUCCAGAGGCUAUUGAGAAGUCGCUCCUUGACAGACUUGAACGCUUUCCUAGAGUGUCAAACAAAGACCCCCAGAAUCUCAGAGAACUUGGCGACCUACUUUCUGAAAUUGAUGCAGCCAAAUCAGACGGCUCUUUACCUGGGCUAGUGUAUUUGGACACAUCACGUGGCAUUGCCCCGAUAGUUGAUAAGUUGCCAACAAAUCUUCAAGACAGGUGGAUGUCAGAGGGGACUAAAUACAAGCAGAGAC
Messenger RNA from Oreochromis niloticus (Nile tilapia), 1291 nucleotides. RefSeq lists its product as uncharacterized. The coding region runs from base 372 to 1058 and encodes 228 amino acids. The record is from RefSeq and is a predicted model, not a curated record. NCBI's taxonomy places the organism in Eukaryota, Metazoa, Chordata, Actinopteri, Cichliformes, Cichlidae. The transcript has 2 exons.